AUGAUGUAAUCGUAUCAAUUUGACAUUUGUUCAAGUAUCUUAAGUGCCCUUAAAACACCACCUUGAACUUAUUCAACAAUACUGACUGCUCAGGUGGUAAAUUAAAGUAUUUAUCUAUGGCCAGUUGCUUUAAUUCUUCUGAACAGGCUAAGAAUUGAAGUUUCCAAAUUGUAUAUUUCAUCUUUGACGAAAUGAAGUUAGCGUAUUUCCUUCACAAUGACAGACUUUAUUUGCUUUCAGGGAUGUGCUGUGUUAACUGAUGGUGUUGCAGUAAUGAUUCAUCUUGAUGCCUGAGUGUUCGCCAUUCUUAAAUCGUUUAACUAAGCUCACGACCUUAAACUGUAUUUAAUUCGAGUGUUACAUUCUUAUUAAAAUUUAAUUGGCCUCCAACAUGGGGGAUACGAGUGCUAACUCGAAAUCGCAGAUCAGUGCUAUGGUUGUUGGAUCUAAGUACAGACUGCAACAUAAAUUGGGUAGUGGAUCUUUUGGUGAUAUUUAUCAAGCAGUUAACAUCAACAGCGGCGAGGAAGUCGCUGUUAAACUCGAACCUAUAAAGGCACGUCAUCCUCAGCUAAACUCAGAAGCUAAAAUAUACAAAGUUCUGCAAGGAGGAACCGGAAUUCCCUCUGUAAAAUGGUUCGGACAAGAAAAAGAAUUCAACGUGCUUGUAAUGGAUCUUCUGGGGCCAAAUUUAGAAGAUCUCUUCAAUUUCUGCCAAAGAAAAUUUUCCUUAAAAACGGUGCUUAUGAUAGUUGACCAGAUGAUAGGGCGUGUUGAGCAUGUUCAUAGUCGAUCUUUCAUACACAGAGAUAUGAAGCCGGAAAACUACGUGAUGGGUAUCGGGAAGUACUGUAAUAAACUGUAUAUAAUUGAUUUUGGAUUGGCCAAGCGGUACAGGGAUGCCAGAUUAAAAGUCCACAUCGCAUAUCGAGAAGACAAAAACCUCACGGGCACUGCUCGAUACGCGAGUGUGAACGCGCACUUGGGAAUUGAACAGAGCAGAAGAGACGAUCUGGAGUCUCUGGGCUAUGUCAUCAUGUACUUCAUGCGGGGCAGUUUGCCCUGGCAAGGACUGAAGGCGGCGACUAAGAAGCAGAAAUACGAGAGGAUAUCACAGAAAAAGCUAGACACCACUGUUGAAGUUCUCACCAAAGGUUUUCCUGGAGAGUUCGGAAUGUAUCUGAACUACUGCAAGGGUCUCAAAUUUGCCGAAGACCCCGACUACAUGUACUUACGACAGCUUUUCCGAGUGCUGUUCCGCAUGAACAACCACCAGUACGAUUUUAUUUACGACUGGUCGACAUUCAAAAAGGACAACACACAGAACGGCGGAGUGUCGAUCUCCAAGGCUAAGGGAGGCACCAAUCACCACCACGAUCACCAUGGAGCGAGGAAACUGGCCAAAUCGCCUGGUAGGACAAGUAACCGUAGAACACCGGCCGCCCGCUUGGCCGCCGAAAGCCCGGCACUAGUGAGCGCGUCACCAGGAGUAUCCCUGAAGCAAAAGGGAUACCUGCGAUAGCAGAUAGAGGGCGACCCUAGCUAACGUCCGCUGAAUAUCAAUCAACUCAAACUCAGACACUUUUCCAAUCUCUUCUCGAAGCUAACUGCUCAUCUGUUUUCUGCUACACAACCAACAAACAUUCAUAUACUGACGCUGGGUGAAGAAAACCUUAAGUGUGAAACAAACUCCGAGCAUCGAUAACGUCUCAUCAUUUUUGCUUCUUCGCUGCCAUUUUUCAAGUUUUCAAGCCAUCCCAAACUUUAUCCAUAUUAUUUUUGGGCGUUUUUUGCAAGCUCUGUUUUCACUGAUAUUAAAUGUAAUAGAUAUUAUUGCCUUUGAUUAAAUUGGUGCUUAAAUUAUAGAUUUUUAUUGUCGUUAUUGAAAUUUAAAUGAGCGUUACUCUACAGGUGUAGCGUAAAGUCUCGUCAGUUAGAAAUUCAAAUUUUAGUCUUCACUUAGUUUACUGGACAAAUUUUAAGACAAUAUUUUCAACCAACUUUCCAUUCAGAAAAAAAUACUGAAAAAUUGAAUCUAUAAUUCAAAGAAAAGAUUGGUAGUUGUUGUGCUAAAUAUAAUAAUUGACAUCGUGUAUGGUGCUAAUUAUCACAAAACUGUUUAAACUGAGAAGUUUUUUUUAUCGGCUGAGAUAUUAAGAACGUUUUUUCUACCGAAUGGCUCAGUAUUUGAAAUAAUUUGUUUGGACCGACAAUUUCUUAACUCACUAAAUUGAAAAAACCUGAUUUUCAUUGGUUGCUUCGUAGAAGGUUUUAGCCAAAGACCGCGAAAGUCAGGAGAACUUAUAUCUGAACCUGAGGGAUUUAUAGACUCCUAAAUUAUAUCUUUGUGAACUUACACCCAAUGUUCAUGGAAGUUUAAGUAUCAGUCUUUUUCGUCAACUCUCCAUACUUAACCAUGAGCAAGAGCAGUGUUUGAAAAAAGUUAGAAGCAGGAUUGUUAUGCUUUCAAAAUAAUCGAGAAUUAUUUUUUUCCAUCAAUUCGUGCGAUGUCUGAUUUGAGGAAAAUUACAGUCUAAUAGUUCGACAUUUUGGUAUAAAUUUUCCUGACUUAACUCGAUAAAUACCAGCUGAAUCCAGUUCCUUUUAUUUCGUUGCUGCGCACCUUGAAGCCUCUUCGAAUAAUGCAGACAUACCUUUACCCUCAAUGCCAUCAUGCGACCGACUUAAGAUCAACACCAUACCCACCCCCUCUUUCACCUUUUGAUGUGUUCGCUCUUGUGCCGUGACCGAUCACCUUAGCCGCUCUGGUGCAUAAUCAAACGUUCUAAAUCUGGUUCAUAAUUAAUAUCUGCUUAUUCUGUGUACCACGUAACACCCAGUCUCAUUCUCUUCGCUUUUGAAGUAUUGUAUACUUGAGCUUGAACACUUUUGCCUUUAAUAAUCCAUUCUAAUCCUAAAACAAAGGAAAAGACCGUUAAUUCUAUUUUGAUGUCAAAGUCGACGAACUCAAAAGUCAUCUUGGAUUGAAUAAAGAACUACCGGUCAAACUAUACGGCGUUCAUUUGGGGGGUAAAUACGUGAUAUGACUACGCGGCAUAUUGUAAAAUUUUAGUUCUUCUAUUAUCAUGACUGUAUUUUAUGAUAUCUCUUUAAGCUUUUAUACAGAGGGGGAGAUGUGCUUUAACUUCUCAGACUUCCAUCCAGCCUUAGCCCCCUCUUUCUCUCCCCCUCUCCUCUCCUAUCGAGCCCCUCUAGCUAGAUGAUCAGAUCGUUUCGGUACUAUUGCUAAAGAGUUUAGAGUUUGCAACUUAGUUUUAUCCAUUUAAGAAAAAUUAAACAUUUAACUCUGUCCAAA
This is a messenger RNA of Symsagittifera roscoffensis, 3316 nucleotides long. RefSeq names its product casein kinase I-like. The record is from RefSeq and is a predicted model, not a curated record. Gene Ontology annotation, molecular function: protein serine/threonine kinase activity; ATP binding. Gene Ontology annotation, biological process: negative regulation of canonical Wnt signaling pathway; peptidyl-serine phosphorylation; signal transduction. The coding region runs from base 392 to 1522 and encodes 376 amino acids. NCBI's taxonomy places the organism in Eukaryota, Metazoa, Xenacoelomorpha, Acoela, Convolutidae. The transcript has 6 exons. Gene Ontology annotation, cellular component: cytoplasm; nucleus.